UAUAUCCUCUGGUCGUUGUUUUUCUAUGUUUCAGGAGCUACACCCUCCAUUUGACAUUCAAGAAUAUGGAGAAAGGAUUAUUAACAAACUGACUGUUGAAGAGAGUGGAAACGUGGAGACCUUUACCGAUCUCAUGAAAGGUCAAGAAAAGCACGAUGUAGCUCGGGCUUUCUCUGCGCUUCUCCAGUUGGUGAACAAUGGAGACGUUGAUCUGGAAAAACCUGGGAACUCCACAAACGAACAAAUGUGUUAUACAGCAGUUAAACCUUUCAGUGUUCGGUUGCUCAAGAAUCAUAACAGAGAGAAUGGGAAAAGAGCAAUGAAUUUACCCCGGAAACGAGCUAAGUCUCCAAUAACCAAAGGCAAAUCUCACGAUUCACCACCACCAAAGAAGCAAAACACAUGUUCUGUCUCAAGCCAGACGACACGGAAAGUCUCGCUAAAGAUCUCAAAGAUCAACACUGUCGGCACAAGAUGCACACCAAACAGUAAGAAGAGACGGAAAGGUCGAUCUGAAGAUGUAGCAGCUGAGGUAACGGAAGUUUCUUCAGUGGAAAAGUCUUUGGGGAAAUAAUUAGAUUGUGUAGUUAGGUAUGGGAUUUAACUCUGUAACUGUUCGUUUGUGUAAGUUAUAAUGAAGGCAUUGCCAGAAGUAGCAUAUGUUGUAAUCACUAUGAAAAUUCCACUUUCGAGGGUCUGUCUUUUAACAUAUUAGAAAGAGAGAGAGUGCUUGUGGAAAUUUUGGUAAAUUCGGAUGUUUAAGAUUUGUUCAUAAGAGUGAAUCUUUAAAAGAUAA
This is a messenger RNA of Camelina sativa (false flax), 796 nucleotides long. Lineage: Eukaryota; Viridiplantae; Streptophyta; Magnoliopsida; Brassicales; Brassicaceae. The record is from RefSeq and is a predicted model, not a curated record.